Molecule: messenger RNA, 2856 nt
Organism: Impatiens glandulifera
Lineage: Eukaryota; Viridiplantae; Streptophyta; Magnoliopsida; Ericales; Balsaminaceae
Product: probable linoleate 9S-lipoxygenase 5
Exons: 9
Coding region: 87-2702 (871 amino acids)
Biological process (GO): lipid oxidation
Molecular function (GO): metal ion binding; oxidoreductase activity, acting on single donors with incorporation of molecular oxygen, incorporation of two atoms of oxygen; protein binding
Source: RefSeq, a predicted model, not a curated record
CAUUAAGCAAACACUCAUUCUCUCUCAUCAAAAAGUUUUUCCUGUAUCAUUAUCAUUCGUCAAUUUAGAAAUCAUAUAUAGUUGUGAUGUGCAGUUGCAUCAAAGAUAUGAUGAAAAUCUUUAACAAGGGUGGUGGAGAUGAUGAACAACAGAAGAUUGUGAAGGGUAAAGUUGUGCUGAUGAAGAAGAAUGUUCUUGAUUUUAGCGAUUUCAAUGCGUCUCUUGGUGAUAGAAUCAAUGAGUUGUUUGGAAAGAAGAUUUCUCUUCAACUUGUUAGUUCUAUUCAUUCAGAUCCUUCAGACAAAGGAUUAAGAGGGAGAUUAAGCAAGGAGACAUCUUUGGAGAAUUGGAUCACUUCAGCCACCUCUUUAGCAGCUGGAGAUUCAGUUUUUGAUGUGGUUUUUGAAUGGGAAGAAAAGAACAUGGGCCAUCCUGGUGCCUUCAUAAUUAGAAACAACCAUUCCAAUGAAUUCUACCUCAAAUCUCUAACACUUGAACAUGUCCCUGGCCAUGGUAAGGUCCAUUUUGUGUGCAAUUCAUGGGUCUAUCCCGACGAAAAAUACUCCACCGACCGCGUGUUUUUCGCCAAUCAGUCUUAUCUUCCACAUGAGACUCCGGUUGCACUUGUGAGCCUUAGGGAGGAAGAAUUGAAGAAUUUAAGAGGAGAUGAAACUGAUAAGACUAAGAUGCUUCAAGAAUGGGACAGAGUUUAUGACUAUGCCUACUAUAAUGACCUCGGAAACCCUGAUAAGGGCGCAGAGUAUGCUCGCCCAGUUCUUGGGGGUUCGUCUGAGUUUCCGUAUCCUCGAAGAGGGCGGACUAGUCGUCCCCCUGCAAAGACAGAUGCUAACAUUGAGGGUAGAUUGCCACUUCUGUCAAGCUUAAACAUUUAUGUUCCAAGAGAUGAGAGAUUUGGGCAUUUGAAGAUGUCUGACUUCUUGGCUUAUGCACUUAAAGCCUUGGGCCAAUUUCUCUUGCCUGAAUUCGAGGCUCUUUGCGACAAAACCCCAAAUGAAUUCGACACAAUCCAAGACACUUUGGAGUUGUAUGAAGGUGGCUUUAAGUUGCCCGAAGGAAAAUUACUUGACGAUAUUCACAAAUACAUUCCUUUUGAAAUGCUCAAGGAGCUUCUUAGGACCGAUGGUGAAGGCACGUUUAAGUUCCCUACACCCCAAGUCAUCCAAGAGGAUAAGUCAGCUUGGAGAACCGAUGAGGAAUUUGCGAGGGAAAUGUUGGCCGGAGUGAACCCUGUCAUAAUUAGUUUGCUCGAGGAAUUCCCACCAAAAAGCAAGCUAGACCCUUCAAAAUAUGGAAACCAAAACAGCACCAUAACAAAAGAACACAUUGUGCCUAAUCUCAAUGGAUUAUCAGUAGAAGAGGCAAUAAAUCAAAACAAGAUUUUCUUAUUGGAUCACCAUGAUAGUUUGAUGCCAUACUUGAGAAAAAUUAACACAACCACCACAAAGACAUAUGCUUCAAGGACUCUUCUUAUCCUUAGAAAUGAUGGAACUUUGAUGCCAUUAGCCAUUGAACUAAGCCUGCCUAACCCUAAAGGAGAUGAACAUGGUGCCAUAAGCAAAGUCUACACCCCAGCUCAACAAGGUGUUGAAGGUUCCAUCUGGGAUCUUGCUAAAGCCUAUGUGGCGGUUAAUGACUCUGGUGUCCAUCAACUUGUCAGUCACUGGUUAAACACGCAUGCAGUGAUCGAGCCAUUUGUGAUCGCGACAAACAGACAGCUGAGCGUACUUCACCCGAUACAAAAAUUGUUGGACCCUCAUUUCCGUGAUACAAUGAACAUAAACGCAUUUGCUAGGCAAACUCUCAUCAACGCUGGUGGAAUUCUAGAGAAGACGGUUUUCCCUUCGAAGUAUGCGAUGGAGAUGUCGGCUGUGAUUUACAAGAAUUGGGUUUUCACCGACCAUUCCCUUCCCGCAGACCUUAUUAAGAGGGGAGUUGCAGUUAAGGAUGUAAAAGGCAAGCAUGGCCUUCGCCUAUUGAUAGAAGAUUACCCAUACGCGGUUGAUGGGCUAGAGAUAUGGUCGGCGAUUGAAACAUGGGUGGAGGACUAUUGCAGUUUUUACUACAAAACCGAUGAGACAGUUAAAGGUGACAAGGAACUCCAAGCAUGGUGGAAGGAACUUAAGGAAGUUGGUCAUGGAGACAAGAAGAACGAGUUGUGGUGGCCUAAAAUGGAAACAAAGAAAGAUCUAACCGAAACAUGCUCAAUCAUCAUAUGGGUGGCAUCGGCCCUUCAUGCAGCAGUCAAUUUCGGGCAAUACCCAUAUGCUGGUUACCUCCCAAACCGACCCACACUUAGUAGAAGGCUAAUGCCUGAAGUGGGUAGUCCUGAAUAUGAGGAAUUGAAGACAAAUCCUGACAAAAUCUUAUUGAAAACAAUAACUGCUCAACUCCAAACUCUUCUUGGAGUGUCCCUCAUAGAGAUCUUGUCGAGGCAUUCGUCUGAUGAGGUGUAUCUCGGGCAGAGGGAUACACCCGAGUGGACCAAAGAUGUAGAGCCACUUGAAGCCUUUGACAAGUUUGGAAAAAAGUUAGUUGAGAUUGAAAAAAGUAUUGUUGAGAUGAACAAUGAUAAGAAUCUUAAGAACAGAGUUGGACCAGUUCAAGUGCCUUAUACUUUGCUUUUCCCAACCGGUCAAAGUGGGCUUAGUGGAAAGGGUAUACCUAAUAGUGUUUCUAUCUGAUUUCAAACUUUCACAAGCAUAUACAGUAUUCUUUUAUAUUCAUAAAAUUGUAUUUUUUUUUUUGUUAUUGUUGAACAUUGUAAUUGUAUUUCUUUCUUGUAAAAUGUAUUCCACUUUAUUGUCAUAUAUUUGUUUAUAAAAUAAGUUUCUUUAU